Sporothrix brasiliensis 5110 is the source of this 537-nucleotide messenger RNA. RefSeq lists its product as uncharacterized. The transcript has 3 exons. NCBI's taxonomy places the organism in Eukaryota, Fungi, Ascomycota, Sordariomycetes, Ophiostomatales, Ophiostomataceae. Gene Ontology annotation, molecular function: zinc ion binding; carbonate dehydratase activity. The coding region runs from base 1 to 537 and encodes 178 amino acids. The record is from RefSeq and is a predicted model, not a curated record.
AUGCCUCAUAUCGCAGACUUUCUCGAAAGAAACAAGGCCGUCGAGCACAAGCCGCUGCCGUACAUUGCUGACCUCAAGGCCGCCGGCUCGCCCGGCCCCCGAACCAUCAUCGUGAGCUGCCUCGACCCCCGCUGCAUCCCCGAGGCCUUCUUCAACCUGCACGCCGGCGAGGCCCUCGUGCACCGCAAUGCCGGCGGCAACGUCCGCACGGCCCUGCGCGACAUUGUCACGCUCGACUCGCUGUUUGGCCUCGACGAGAUCUGCAUUGUGCACCACACGGACUGCGGCACGACGCACACCACGGACGACCAGGUGCGGGCGCAUGUGAAGAAGACGGCCGACCCAGCCAGCUGGCCCGAUGUGGACAAGCUGGACAUUUGGGCCAUCACAGACAUUGAGGAAAGCGUCAAGGGCGACCUCGAGUGGGUGCGCACGACGCCGUUGAUUCGCGACGCGCUCAAAAAGGGAACGCAGGGCUUUGUCUUUGACAUCAAGACGGGCGCCGUGACCAAGGUCGAGCCGAAGACGGCGUUUUAA